ACACCUCAUACUGGCAUGACGAUGUGGUUCGGACCUAUGAAAUUCAGCGAGUUGUGGUUUGAUGGUUUCAAACAGAAUAAUAUUUAUGAUACCGGAGCAAUCGGCCAAAAACGACCAUCACCAUAUCUAUUUCCUAUGACCAACGAGUACAGAAACAUACAGUAUGCUUUAGAUGACGGUCCUGGUCUUGGCAACUUAGCAAUUACUGGAUCGUAUGGUGUUGACGCCGGAUGGCCGGAAGAUGACGGGCAAAAAGUGAUGGGAUUUACCUGGUACCGUGACACACCGGAAGGUGUUAAGAGGUAUUAUGUUGUUAGACCGGACCAUCUCUCUGCUGCAGCAGCCGAUUGCCGAAUUCGUACUAACUGGAGACUUGCAAUAUGCGAGACUAAAUAUGGCGACUUGAACCUAAGAUUUAGGCAAAACAACAAUAACAAAGGCGCAGUAUUCGUGCGCGAUGAUUUGCCAAGCGCCCAAAUGAGCAUGAAAAUGGAGCAGACGAAUGGACCGAAAGUAGUCCUUGACGGUAGUCAUUCAUACACAGUACAUUUCUUGGGAGAAAUUCCUGGUGAUAUAAAAGUGACAGGAGAGGGUAUGGAAACAGGAGAUGUUCUCAGGGUUGGAUUUUGUCUUCCACGGGACGCUUCUUUUAGAAUAUCGAGCUUCUGGCCACACAGAUUGAAUGGCGCGAGCUCUUUUACUAAGGUAGAAUCUUUGCAAGAACUUGAUGAGCAAUCAAGUGAGUUAGAUGGCAAGAAAUACUAUUAUGAUGACACUACUGGGAUGUUGUAUUACAAGUUUAUCAAUAUCAAGGACAGAUCUCCCGAAGAAUGGAAUUCGUGCGCCGACGGAAAAUGCCCGUAUCUAAAUAUCUAUGUAGAUUCUGGAACAUUGAGCGACGCUGACUGUAGGCAACGCUUAUAUGGGGAUAAGCUAAACAUGCCAAAGCCUGACAUUCCGACGUAUGAUGACGUCAUACCAGCAAACGGUGCUUCUGUUCCACCCGAGGGAUGGGGUGCUGGCGUGACUCGACCAUUUACAACAAGGGACGUCGUUGAUGGAGGUCUCAGUGACUGGACCAAGUGGUCAAAAUGCUCCGUCACCUGUGGCGUUGGAAUAAUGAAACGGGAAAGAAGAUGUGAUAAUCCGAGGCCUGCAAAUGGAGGGAAAGUAUGUGAGGGAACUCUUUUCGAAGAAAAAGCAUGUUUGGACAAAGAGUGUCCUAUUGACGGACAAUUCACGGAAUGGGCGUCUUGGGGUCAGUGCAUUAAAACAGACGGUUGUGCUGGAUUUUCGUCUCGAGAGCGUACAUGCUCGAACCCAGCGCCUUCACACGAAGGAACAUAUUGUAGUGGAGCCCUGGAGGAGGUCAAACCAUGUACCGUCUGCUAAGCUAUUAAGCUUCUGAUGUUGUAAAGUAAAUGCACCACUUGGAAUUGAUUCUUGUGCGUUUAGAAAUGAAUUAUUUUAAAAUGUUUAACUGACUGCAAAAUAAAACUUA
Molecule: messenger RNA, 1501 nt
Organism: Ruditapes philippinarum (Manila clam)
Lineage: Eukaryota; Metazoa; Mollusca; Bivalvia; Venerida; Veneridae
Product: inactive cell surface hyaluronidase CEMIP2-like
Exons: 9
Coding region: 16-1392 (458 amino acids)
Source: RefSeq, a predicted model, not a curated record